AACGCCCUGAGUGGCGCCAGCUGCCCCCAGGGCGGCCCCCCACGCUGAGGGGAGGCAGCUGCAGCGGGGCAGGUAAAAAGCGGCACCUGAGUCCUCAGUAUGCUGCGGGAGCGAUCGGCAGCAGAAGCAGGAGGAAAGCACUGCGGGUUGUUUUUUUUUUUUUUUUUUUUUUUUUUUUUUCCUCCGUUUUAUCUACUUUUUGGUGCAUGGAGAGGCUGGUGGAACUGUGGACGCCGUGAGCCAGUUGUUGUCUCCUGUUCUGGAUCACAUGAAGUAAACUCUUCUGCACCAAUUCCUCCUGAGAAGUUCUCCCUGAUAAGAAAUAGGAUGGUGUCAUUUCUUCAGCCUUCUGAACCAGAAAUCUCUUGUAUCAUCGGCUCAAGCUGCUCAUGGAUGACGUCUACAGAUAGUUUUGGAAAACCAGACUGGGUAUUAUCUUCAGUCAGUGUCCUGGUGUCUCAGGAGAGGCAGCAGCUGCUUCUGGAAAAUAGCUCCUCCCAAGGAGGUGUUGAAGGAGACAUUUUCCUUCUGAACAUGAGUAGGCUGCCAGAUAGAUGCAAGUUCAGCCUCCACAGCCCAAUCCUGCCUGGGAGCGUGGACUCUUGUUUGCUGGAACUAGCUGUAUAUUCACAGGAUGCUGUUCCUCUUCUCCAGCGGUUCACAGUUGAAAUCAGAUAUGUGGACACAAACAGAAAUAUAAUAAUUUCUCUGAAAGUUGGCCAUGAAGAGGAUGCUGGGGUGAAAUGGAAAUCCAUGAUGGCUCAGAUUGGCCGAAUAGAAAGACCUUUUAAAAUCACCUUGCUGUAUUCGAACUGUGGCGCUCAAGAGGCUGGACUGCUGGCAGUGGGCUCCUUGCAGCUCAGAAACUGCUUCCAUGAUAAAGAAAACCCAGAUCUUUCUAUAUAUAACAAAGGCUCUUCCUUCCCCUGCCUUCACGGAGGCUGUGUUAGCCACUUACAAAUCUGUGAAUUCAUCAGUGAUUGCCCUACCAAAGAAGUGGAAGGAGUGAGAUGUGAUAGUCUCCCAGAGGGUUCACAUUGCUCUUUUGAAAAGGGUUCGUGCGGCUGGACACUGAAUGAGACUGCAGCAUCUGCUUGGUCUAUCAAGGGGUUUAAUGACAUGAUUCACAGUGGUUCAUUUGUAGGGUCUGCCUUGCAAAGCACUGGAGGACACUUUCUCUAUCUGCGAGCAGAUAGUAAUCACACAAAUGGUAUGGCCAAGGCUUUCAGUACAAGCUUGCCAGCUAGUAUUGCCACUGAAGAUUACCAGAUCCAAUUCUCAGUGCAUGUUUUUGGCAGCUACAAUGGUACCAUCUCCUUCUCUGUCAGGGAAGAGAGAAAUGGAGUUCCAGUUACCUUGCCAAUGUGGGAAAGAGCAGGAAGCUGGAGUGACCAUUGGUUUCUCAUCACUUUACCAAUGCCAGUGCUUCAGAACAGGUUUCAACUGCAACUUCUGGCAACCUGGGGCUGGAAUUCCCAAGCUGACAUCGCUAUUGACAAUAUUACGUUUGGAAUGGAUUGCUUUGCUGAUGGAAGACAACCAACUCAUUUUAAAGGAAAGCAUCAGUUCCCACGGGAGAUUAGUAGUCCUGAUGAGCAUCUUCUGAACCCCCUGGAAGAGCCUUCCCUCCCAGGGGACACAUCUGUUGUUCUCUGGUGGUUCUCAACAUGUGGUGCCAGUGGUCCACACGGGCCAACUCAAGCUCAGUGUGACAACGCCUACAGGGGCAGCAAUGUGUCGGUGAUUGUAGAGAAGGAGGGCAGGCUCCGAGGAGUGCAAGUCUGGAGAGUGCCAGCUACAAACCGGUACAGAAUUUCUGCCUAUGGAGCAGCUGGAGGGAAGGGAGCCAAAAACCACAAUGAGAGGUCCCACGGGGUCUUCAUCUCGGCCACCUUCCAGCUGGAGAAAGAUGAGCUGCUGUACAUCUUAGUGGGGCAGCAGGGGGAGGAUGCCUGCCCUGGGGCCAAUCCUCAGACCCAGAAGAUCUGCUUAGGGGAGUCAUCUGUCAUUGAAGAAGAUUACAAAAAAAAAAAGGACCUGAAGGACUGGGCUGGAGGAGGUGGGGGUGGAGGAGGAGCAACCUACGUCUUUAGACAGAAGGAUGGGAUUUUCGAACCUUUGCUCAUCGCAGCAGGAGGAGGAGGAAAAGCCUAUCUGAAGGCUCAGGACAACUCCCUGGAUGACGUACCUCUGGAGCAAUUUGAGAACAGCACUGCAGUACCGGGAGUCAGUGGAAGAACUGGGGCAGCAGGUGGAGGUGGUGGCUGGCAAGAUGUGACUCUGCUUCCUCAAGCUGGGAAAUCCCUCUUGGAAGGUGGAGAAGGGGGUCAAGCUUGUCACCAAGCAUUAGCCAAGCUCCAGUGGGCUACCUCUGGUGGUUUUGGUGGUGGAGGAGGAGCUUGUACUUCUGGUGGAGGAGGUGGAGGUUACAGAGGGGGGCAUGCCUCUAAAAAUGAUGAUAUCACAGCUGGUGGGCAGUAUGGCAUCUCGUUUGUGAAUCCCAUUGGAGAGAUCUUCUUGCAUCCCCUUGCAGCCGUGGAGAAUGAUGGUGAGGUGGAGGUUCAGAUCUAUCUUAACUGUAGCCACUGCCACUCAGACAACUGUAAGAGAGACCCUGACACCAACCUGCCAGUCUGCCAAUGUGAGAUGGGGGCUGUGCUAGCCAAUGACAAUGUCACCUGCACUGUUCCACAGGGUCAUAUCCCAGAGGGACAUCUGCCUCUCCCACUCCUCCUAGCUGUGGUGGCUGUAAUUGUGAUGCUCGGAAUGAUCCUCACUGGUGGCAGCCUAUCUAUCAUUUAUCACCUUAAGAAGCAGCAACUGGAAGGAGCCAGAGCACGACUGCAGAGCCCGGAAUAUAAACUGAGUAAAAUCCGCACAUCAGCCAUCAUGACAGAUUACAACCCCAACUACUGCUUUGCUGGGAAGGCCGCCACUCUGAGUGAGCUGAAGGAGAUCCCACGGAAGAACAUCUCUCUGCUUCGGGCACUAGGACAUGGUGCGUUUGGUGAGGUUUAUGAAGGAACAGUGGUAGGCAUCGCAGGGGAUCCCAGUCCUCUCCAAGUGGCUAUUAAGACACUGCCAGAAGUCUGCUCCGAGCAAGAUGAGAUGGAUUUCCUGAUGGAAGCACUGAUUAUCAGUAAGUUCAAUCAUCAGAAUAUUGUGCAGUGCAUUGGUGUUAGCCUGCAGACGCUGCCUCGCUUCAUUCUUCUUGAGCUCAUGGCUGGAGGAGAUAUGAAGAGUUUUCUUCGACAGAAUCGACCCAGAGUGAAUCAGCCAUCCAUGCUAACGAUGCAGGACCUGCUGAACAUAGCUAGAGAUAUCGCCUGUGGCUGUAAAUAUCUGGAAGAGAAUCAUUUCAUACACAGAGAUAUAGCUGCAAGGAAUUGCCUUUUGACCUGCACUGGGGCAGGUCGAAUAGCCAAAAUCGGUGACUUCGGGAUGGCCAGAGAUAUCUACAGAGCAAGUUACUAUCGCAAGGGAGGAAGAGCCAUGCUUCCUGUCAAGUGGAUGCCACCAGAAGCUUUUCUAGAAGGCAUUUUUACCUCCAAAACUGACACCUGGUCCUUUGGUGUCCUUCUCUGGGAGAUUUUCUCUCUAGGCUACAUGCCAUAUCCCUGCAAAACUAAUCAGGAAGUGCUGGAAUUUGUCACCAGUGGAGGAAGAAUGGACCCGCCAAAGAACUGUCCAGGGCCUGUGUACCGCAUCAUGACGCAGUGCUGGCAGCACAGCCCAGAAUACCGGCCAAACUUCUCUACCAUCCUGGAAAGAAUUAAGUACUGCACGCAGGACCCUGAUGUGAUCAACACACAGCUGCCCAUGGAGUGUAGCCCAACACCAGAGGAUGAAGGGAACACAGUUGUGCGCCCAAGUGUUCCCAGUGGGAUAGUGCCCCUGUUGGUGAGCCCUUCUCUUACACCUCAGAUGACACCAAAAAGCCUGGAUACCCACUGUACUGGGCACAAACUCGUACAAUGUCCACAAGAGCUACUGGUGGAGAACCUCAGCAACCGGACUGCUCGAGGGCCCAGCCUGCCAUGCCUCAGUGAUUUCAACAGUGCGUCCUGGAUCCAGAAUUCAAACCAGAAGUUAGAAUUCAGCAAUCCACCAACCCACAGACUGAAGAACAAAACUAAAAACCUUUGGAAUCCAACCUAUGGAUCAUGGGUGCUAGAGAACAGCUGUCACUUAAGCCCCAUCUCCAAACUGAAAGUAACUCCAGAGCGAGAAGAUUCAGGCUUUGAUGGAAAUUGCAGUUCUUCUCCUAGUUCUCGGGCAUCUCCAGCAUCUCCAAGUCGAAACAACUGCCCUCACUUAGAUAUUGGUGGGAUCGAACUGGUGAAACUCCAGAAUUUCCCCUGUGGGAAUGUAAAUUAUGCAUAUGAUGAUCUGUGCUUUGGCACUGAUCACUCACCGUCAGUUUUGACAGGGGUCAGAGCAGCUGUGCUAAGGAGCUCCAGUCUGCAUACAGAUGAGAAACCUUUUUAUAAAACAGAGAAAGCAGCAAGAGAGAGGGACUCUGGUCUGUCUCUGUCAGAUGACUUGAGUGUUACACCAGUAUAACAGAAAAGAUUCAUCCAAAGAUCAGAGAAUGUGAGUGUUUCUGGAACGGCAAACUUGAACUGCUUCCUAUUUCACUUACUUCCUCCAUGUAAGUUCCUUUACAGGGGUGAUGUUUCAACAUCAGCAGUGAUCUGCCUCCUCCUUCUACCUGCCAGAUCCCCAGAUCAUUACAGACGGUUGUAUUUCUACUUCUGUCCACCGAAUGUAUUCCACUGGACCAACUUAGUUGUAGAGAACAGCGUUGCUGCUCUGAGUCAGGAUACAAUACCUAACAAAAGACCUCUUUUUCAAUCUGCUCAGGUGAAAAGAAACAGACCUAUCAGCCAACCACAGUGUUUGGAUGGAAAUAAUGAGCAACACAGGUUGCUCUUCUGUCUGACCUAAGAAACCAAAAAUGCAUGCUGUGCCAGCAGCGAACAACUUGUGAAGACCUGCUGUGUUUCCUUGAGCUUUUUACUGCCCUGAUGACUUGCCUAAUGAUGCUCACAUAGUGAUGGGAAAGUAAAUGAAUAGCAGCCACAUUUUCAUCUGUUUAAUAGCAGACCCUUUAGAAAACAUGAAGUUACUGCUUAAAUUGGAAACAGCAAGAAGGAUGAAAAAAAAUCCAGGAUCCUCUGAGCAUGUGUUUUGAAAACAAGCAAUGAAGAGGAAAACAAAUUUAUGAUUGAAAAAAAAUAGCUGGUGAAGCUGAUGGUAUCUCUUUGGAAAGAGAUACCUUCCUUACAAGGAAAAUGUGUUGCUUGCCUCAUGGUGUUGUGUUCUUCACAGCUCCUGGUGUGGAAGGGGCAGGUGGCUUUCCAAGAAGGAGUGAGCUGCCAGGGGGUGAUGGGAAAUGGACUGUCUUCAUCUUUUAAUGGACUUUAUUUGGGAUGGACUUCGUUUUUGUAAGUACUUUGAUAUGCAGCAGUAAUUUCCUGUGCUAUGUUGAUAAGCAUUACUGAUGUUCUAAGGUAACAGUAGAACGUGGUAGGCUGUAGCUGGUUUCAAUUUUCAUAUAUACUCCUUUGAAGUAGAAACAGAGUAAUGCAAGGGAACAGAGUGAAGACAACCUGCUUAAUAUAGACAUCGCUUUACAACACCCCUUCUACAGCAAGGCAAAAUAGUUCAGCCACUUGAGAAAGCUAAAACUAUGACUUGGCUUCACACACCUGAGCAGGUUGUCAUUCUCUUUAACCUUUCGAGCAUACAGAGUUGCUGGUUAAGGUAGUUGUUUUUUUGAAGAAAGAUUAUUUCUAAGGCUUUUUCUCCUGUUAUUUGGGGUCUAAACAGAUGUUUAUUGGUUAAAGCCUGGAGCCUGGGAAAGUAAAUAAUUUGGUUUAACCUGA
This is a messenger RNA of Gallus gallus (chicken), 5888 nucleotides long. RefSeq names its product leukocyte receptor tyrosine kinase (gene LTK). The coding region runs from base 100 to 4563 and encodes 1487 amino acids. Gene Ontology annotation, molecular function: ATP binding; transmembrane receptor protein tyrosine kinase activity. Gene Ontology annotation, cellular component: membrane; signaling receptor complex. Gene Ontology annotation, biological process: protein phosphorylation; positive regulation of kinase activity; cell surface receptor protein tyrosine kinase signaling pathway. The transcript is spliced from 29 exons. The record is from RefSeq and is a predicted model, not a curated record. NCBI's taxonomy places the organism in Eukaryota, Metazoa, Chordata, Aves, Galliformes, Phasianidae.